This is a messenger RNA of Spathaspora passalidarum NRRL Y-27907, 855 nucleotides long. It is a transcript of the gene ARV1, whose product is annotated as sterol homeostasis protein. Gene Ontology annotation, cellular component: cortical endoplasmic reticulum; Golgi apparatus. The record is from RefSeq and is a predicted model, not a curated record. The coding region runs from base 1 to 855 and encodes 284 amino acids. NCBI's taxonomy places the organism in Eukaryota, Fungi, Ascomycota, Pichiomycetes, Serinales, Debaryomycetaceae. Gene Ontology annotation, biological process: intracellular sterol transport; sphingolipid metabolic process; sterol metabolic process. The transcript has a single exon.
AUGAUUUGCAUAGAAUGUGGAAAUCCAGAUAUAAAAUGCUUGUUCUCCCGUUACAAGAGUGAAUACAUUAAGUUGACCGUGUGUCCCUACUGUGGACAGAUUGCUGACAAAUACAUCGAAUAUGACCUGGUGAUUUUGUUCUUGGACAUACUCUUGUUGAAGAAACAAGCAUACCGCCACCUAGCGUUCAAUUUGACCGAAAUUGAGUUGCUCAAACAACUGAAGCAACGUUUCAAUGGCAGAAUGGUUGGAAUUUUUAACAAGUACAAACAAUUGAUGAAGGUUAUGUUUGUUAUUGUUUUGUUUGAGGUGUACUUGAUGUGGGCCAAAGAAGAAAAGAAACCAGAUCAUCUGAUGGCAAUAACAGCGAUACUAGAACAGCCAGUGUUGAUCCAGUACGUUUAUUUUAUAUCCAAGCUGCUAGUGGAAAAGUUGAUUUUCAAUAUCGUCAUUCUUAGUUUGUUUCGUUGGGUCUGUGGGUGGGGCAGCACAAACAUUAACACAAACGUGCCGAAAAAUCUUCAGUUUGGAUAUUCCAAUACAGUGUUGAUCAUUGCUGUCAUGAUGGCUAAUUCAAUCAAGCUAUUUCCAAUAUUGAUGCUUAUUUGGCCCUAUGAUCAAACAUUCAUUUCUCGUCCCUGGUUUGAUGUGAUUUGUUUUGUCAAUUUGAUAGAAGCAAUUCAUGUUGUUACGAGCUACAAAUACACCACAAUUACGUUCGUAUUGGCAAUCGCUAUACUAUCCGAAUUAUGCGGAUCAAAGUUAAUUCAUUCGUUUGUGGCACAUUAUUUAACAGACACCGACUAUUUAUUACUACUUGGAGAAGAAUUCAACAUUAGGAUACUACAUCAUUAA